Molecule: messenger RNA, 1980 nt
Organism: Oryzias latipes (Japanese medaka)
Lineage: Eukaryota; Metazoa; Chordata; Actinopteri; Beloniformes; Adrianichthyidae
Gene: eme1
Product: essential meiotic structure-specific endonuclease 1
Biological process (GO): resolution of meiotic recombination intermediates; replication fork processing; double-strand break repair
Cellular component (GO): nucleus; Holliday junction resolvase complex
Molecular function (GO): DNA binding; crossover junction DNA endonuclease activity
Source: RefSeq, a predicted model, not a curated record
UGGUUUGAGGUGAGCGGUUUUAGUCCCACGGGCAUUGAACGCAACGCCACCCCGGUAAAUCAAACGUAAAAGGCGCGAGUUCAGCCGGCAGUGGUGGGUACUGGUUACAAUUUUAGACAGCAAGCAGAAGGCGUUCGUCCACGCAGGGAAUGAGAAAUCACUGAUUAGUGCCGCCAGGACCCGGAUCUGAGGCCGCGAGCAACUAACACCUGAGGCCGCGAGCAGCUAACCUGAGGUUCUUGGGUGUUAAGUCUGGACCCUGAACCCUAGACCCUAGACCCUAAACGCCUCACUGUCACGGGAUCGGGUCUUUCAGGGACUUGGAGGCAUGAGCAGCUGCAGCAGCACUGACCUGGAUGAGGAGCUUCCGCUGUUCGACUUCCUGCAGCCGACCCAGCGCUGCAUUCAGGGCUCUCCCACAGAAUCCGAACAAGCGGCAAAGACUAAAGCCGGUGUUCCUCCCGGAACGGCAGAUGUCAUGAUGAUAAGCAGCGAUUCAGAUGAUGAUUACGCACCUCUGGCACAGAGACUCAAACCCAGCAGUGAUCCCUCCUCUGUGUCCGGCGGGAAAAUGCCUGACGGUGGAUUCUCGUUGAGUCGAUCCAGCUCCUGCCAGAACGGCGUUGUAGCGGCUGGGCUUCCUCCUAGUGUGAGACGGGAGGAGCCUCAGAGCUGUAAAACCUCUUCUGCCUGGAGAAAUCUGACCAAGCGGCCAACCGAGGAGAUCCAGACGUCUCUGGAGGAGGCCCUAAGGAGGAGGCAGGACAAGGAGGCACUCAAGCAGGAACGGGAGAAACAGAAGGCAGAGAAGAGAGCUGUGGCGGAGGCUGCCAAAGCCCUGAGGCCAGAGGAGUGCAUCAAACACAUGGUGGUAGCCGUGGAUCCAGCACUCCUGCAGCUUGAAGGAGGCGGGGCUCUGCUGGCCUCGCUGCAGGCUCUGGGCUGCAGCUGCGCCAUUGAAAAGCAGCCCCUCCCACGCAGCAUUAGCUGGAUGAGGAGAGCUCCACCUGCUCAGAGUUCCAGCUCCUCUGGAGCCCAGCUGGGGGACGCAGCUUGUGUUCCUGAGACCCCCGUGGUGAUGCAGAUGACGGUGGAGGACUUCAUCACUCUGAUCCACAACUUCAUCCAGGAACAGAAGGUGGGCCGCUCUGACUCGGGUCCCACGCUGACGGCCUGGGUGCAGCAGCAGCAGAGGCGUCAGCCCAGGAAGACCCUCAGCCUGGCAGUCAUUGAGCUGGAGAAGUAUUUCAGAUCACAGAAAUCUGUGAACCAGAAGAAGUUUAAAGCGGCCGUGAGGAGUGAAACAUCAGCAGGAGGAGGAGCUAAAGAGAAGAGGAAGAAGGGUGGGGCUGAGGCUUUGCCCCAGGUUUCCAGAGUGCAGGUGGAGGAGGCCGUGGUUCACCUGCAGCUUCAUGCUGGCAUCUCAGUCCACUUUCUGCCUUCAUGGAAAGAGUUUGCCGACUAUAUCGCCAUGACAACGAAAGCCGUGGCGGAGGCGCCCUUCAAGAGGGAGAGGGAGAAGACCGGCUUCUCUUUCUACCUGGAGAGCGAGUGGGCGGGAGGCCAUCGGGUGGACAGAGGUGGGAGGGGCCUGCUGCAGGUGUGGAAGAGGCAGAUCCAGCAGUUCAACAGAGUCAGUCCGGACAUGGCGGCGGCCAUCCUGGCAGCGUAUCCAUCGCCGCAGCUGCUGCUGCAGGCAUACGCUCGAUGCCACACUGAAACGGAGAAGACGUCUCUGCUGUCCGACCUUUUGAUCCGCAGAGGUGAAGGGGUCACGUCCACAACCCGGAGAGUCGGACCUGAGCUUUCCAAACGGAUCUUCCUCACCAUGCAUUCUCCAGAUCCAGAGCAGACUCUGGAUUGAAGCGUCUGAACGCCGCUCUGCUCCUGAGCCGCUGCCUGGUCGUCACGUGAAGAGCUUUGGCUUCAAGAUUUCACUCUGAUUUUUGUGUUUUUUAAUUAAAAGUUUCCCAAACUCUA